This is a messenger RNA of Rattus norvegicus (Norway rat), 4145 nucleotides long. The record is from RefSeq and is a predicted model, not a curated record. NCBI's taxonomy places the organism in Eukaryota, Metazoa, Chordata, Mammalia, Rodentia, Muridae.
UGUUUCUUGAUUUUCUUGCCUUUCUAACCUGGUAUCCCCAGAGGGCACAAACAUUUUGUCACUAUGUAACAAUGUUUAUUAAAUGAAAGAACCGCAAUACAAUAUUUCCUUUUAAAUCAUCACACAGAUUUGGUUCUAAGUAAAUAAUGCAAAAAAAAAAUCCACACAGAACCAAUAAAGGCUGUAAAUUUAUAUAUAGUGAUUAUAAAAAUACAAAGAUCUAUUUGCUUGUGUCCUCUUUGCUAUCCAUGUUAUUCUGCUGGCUAAUUAUGUUAAUCUCGUGAUCAUGGGGUUCUCUGGUCUAUAAAAUAUUUAGAUGAUUAACAAUCAUUCUUCUAUAUUAUUUCUCACAAUUAAAGAGGUGUACUUACUCAAAACAAUAAGAAUGAAAAUAAAACAUUAAGAAAACAAAACAAAGGCCUGUGGCUCCUCCUCCAAGCAACCCCCCUCCCAGUGGUGAUGAAUGGGAGGGACUGUAUCCCCCCUCCCUCGGGAGGCUAUCUUUUCACUGUUUUAGGCCGUUUUGAAAUUCUUUUCUUUAGAACAGGUAUUUUUAAUCAAACAAAGCAGUUACUGUUCCUGUGGUUGGCGCACGACCAGGGCCGAGGACACGGACGGGCAACAAGGCUGGGCUGGUGAGAUGCGGUCAGUUUGGUGAUGGAGCGUCUAAAGAUGCGCCUUUCCCUGGUCUGCGAACCGUUCACACUUUGAAUGAAUCCAUCUUUACAGGCUUUCCCUACCGGAAUGUGGGCUUUCUAGGCGUGCGGUUUUCUCUAGAAUCUCUCGGAAGGACACGGCCACGAGAGAGGCGAGGAUAACUGGGAGACUUUGUGGUUGGUGGGCCUGGCGGCAGGCUGAGAGCCGCUGCUGGGAGGGCGUGACUGGCGGAGGCUGGAGGUUCGGCUUUUUCACGCUAGCUGCAUCCAGAUGUGCAAACCACGGAUCACCAGGAAGGCUUCGCCGCGUAGCCCCGGCCUAAACGCCUUCCAGGAGGUUUGUCCCUGCCUGCGCGCCGUGCCCUGAGCUUUCAGGCAGGGGAAGCGCGCGGACAUGGGCGAGACCAUGUCAAAGAGACUCAAGUUCCACCUAGGAGAGGCGGAGAUGGAGGAGCGGUCGUUUCCUAAUCCCUUCCUAGACUAUGAGGUCGCUGCCUCCGCCACGGGGUUCGCCUCUGGAACUGCGGAGGAAACAGGCCGUGUUUGCCCUCUUCCCACCACAGAAGACCCGGGCCUCCCUUUCCACCCCAACGGGAAGAUGGUGGACUGUUUAGGAAGGAUGAGAAGGUGUGACCGUGUUGGAGGAGGUAUAUCACUGAUUGUUCCUAACUUGAUAAAGCGUAUCCAGACCAAAAUUAAAGAUCUUCUGCAGCAAAUGGAAGAAGGGCUGAAGACAGCUGAUCCCCAUGAUUGCUCUGCAUACACUGGUUGGACAGGCAUAGCACUUUUGUACCUGCAGCUGUACCGGGUCACUGGUGACCAGACCUACCUGCUCCGAUCCCUGGAUUAUGUGAAGAGAACACUCCGAAAUUUGAGUGGACGCAGAGUCACUUUCCUUUGUGGAGAUGCUGGGCCCCUUGCUGUGGGAGCUGUGAUAUAUCAUAAACUCAAAAGUGAAUGUGAGUCCCAGGAAUGCAUCACAAAACUUCUACAGAUGCAUAGAACUAUUGUCUGCCAAGAAUCAGAGCUUCCUGACGAGCUGCUGUUCGGACGGGCAGGAUACCUGUAUGCCUUACUGUACCUGAACACAGAAAUCGGCCCUGGCACUGUUGGUGAGACAGCUAUUAAAGAGGUAGUCACUGCUAUUAUUGAGUCAGGAAAGAGGCUAUCUCGGGAAGAGAGGAAAAGUGAGCGCUGCCCUCUGUUGUAUCAGUGGCACAGGAAGCAAUAUGUUGGAGCAGCCCAUGGUAUGGCUGGCAUCUACUACAUGUUAAUGCAGCCAGAAGCAAAAGUGGACCAAGAAACCUUGACAGAAAUGGUGAAACCCAGCAUCGAUUAUGUGCGCCACAAAAAAUUCAGAUCUGGAAAUUAUCCAUCUUCAUUAAGCAAUGAAACAGAUCGAUUGGUCCACUGGUGCCACGGUGCUCCAGGAGUCAUCCACAUGCUCUUACGGGCAUACCAGGUUUUUAAGGAGGAAAAAUACUUGAAAGAGGCCAUGGAGUGCAGUGAUGUGAUUUGGCAGCGAGGUCUGCUCCGGAAAGGCUAUGGAAUCUGCCAUGGAACUGCUGGAAAUGGUUAUUCCUUUUUGUCCCUUUAUCAACUGACACAGGAUAAGAAGUAUCUCUAUCGAGCUUGUAAGUUUGCAGAGUGGUGUCUAGAUUAUGGAGCUCACGGAUGCCGCAUUCCUGACAGGCCUUAUUCCCUCUUUGAAGGUAUGGCUGGUGCUGUUCACUUUCUUUCUGACAUGUUGGUACCAGAGACAGCACGGUUUCCGGCAUUUGAACUUGGCUUUGUGCAGAAGGAUUAAAAAGGUGCAAAAAGACAACUAACAUACUCGUUGGACCAAAAGCCACCUGACUGAUUAGUGCCUGACACAGAACCUACUGUAAACCCUAAAAGAGGAAGACAGAAGGACAGAAACCUUCACAAGCCCCUUUGUUGCAAAGACCCCCAAUUAGAGCAUGAGCGAUAGAAACCUUGUCAUAAGCAUUCUGUGACAGUGUGUCCAUUAAAGGUGUGAAAUCUGACUCCUUCAUCUCUAGGCUCCUUGUAGUGUGCAUGUUUCUUGGUGCUUGUCUAUAGGUGAAAAUUGAAUAACUAGAAAAACCACACUCGUUACAUGAACUCCUAGCUGAGCACGUGUGAGUGUUAAAAGGGACAGGCACACAUUUUUGUAUAUAGUACCUAAACUAGGGUGUCAUCUCUAUCAUCAAAGAAAUAGUCGUGUGAUGUCUAUCUUGACCAUCAGCUACCAGAUGUAGAUAUCCUGUGAGAAUACCGUGUUAGCAUUUUCCAUGGGCAUGCGUGAGAGACAGCUUCCCAAACCAGAAGGAAAGUGGGCAAGUCAGUGUGCACUGCGGAGCUCAGGAAGGCCCAGUUGACACCUCUUCGCUCUUUGUGUCUUGUGGUCAAUGUAAUUAAUGACUAAGCAUUAGGAAUUCUGAAACGUUUACCCAGAUACAUAUUAUUAAAACAGACACCUCCUUGCUGUUUUCAGAAUAUCUUAUUACUAUUUAAAACAGAGUAGCUGUAAUGUCAGAAAGAUCUAUCCAUGUCCCUUCAAAAAUUUAUUUCACAUUUUGGUAAAUUAUUAUGAAUGUGAAAUUAAUAUAUUCCUUAUUUUUCAUCCAGUUUGGGAUGAUAAAAUAAAUUCUAGGCUGAAUUUAUAUAUGUAAGAGCCAAAAUAUUUUAAACAAGAUAAUUAUUAUCUGGGUGAUUUCUAAAAUUAUUUUUAAGGACAUUAAUUUUGAUUCGCAUAUGGUUAGAAGUCUUGUCACAUAAAUUUCAGAGUUUGAUUGUUGUACGAGUGGGCUAGAUUUUCUAAGCAUGUUUUGUUCUGUAAAGGAAAUUAAUAUGUUUCUUGAAGGAAGCCCCUGUCUUGUAAACUCUUCUCAGCAUCAGUGUGGAGCUUGUAGGGCCCUGAUUUUGGCCAAGGGCCCUUUGAGCAGCAGCAGUGGUAGUGACUCUCCCCAGUAUUUUCAAUUAUAUUUGUUUGAUAGUUACUAGUAUCUUUCUGACCAACAUGCUGAGGGAAAUAUAAAAUGCCCAUUGAAGAAGUGGAGAUCAUUUCGUUUACAGAUUUUCUUUUAAGAUAGGUGGAUUGACACCUUCCUGCUUUCCAGUAGGUGACAACACAUGUGCAUUUCAUUGGCAACAUUGAUUUCCUUCCUUGUAUCCACUACACAUACCGCUGUGCAUCCUGUGAGGCUGCAGUGUCAUCCCAUGAGGGAAAGGAGAAAUGGCAUGUGAAUCAGGCCACAUAUGGCCAUUUCAGAGUUAUACGAGAUUGAAAUCAAAUUUAAGAACAUCUCACUUUUGUUUCUUAGGCUUGUAUUAUGUCAGCAACUGUAUUCUAAAUGUGUUGGAAAGCUUAAAAUAUGCACACAAAAUACCAUUUUGAAAUCUUAAGGGAAAAAGUUCAUGUUCACAAAGAAGUGUUUGGGGUUCUUUGGUUUUGUUAAUAAAAGACAGUUUUGUGGUGAUGACUUA